AUGGACAUGACACAAAGAAAGGAUAAUUCAGACCGGAGCGUCGAGACAAGCAGUCCUUCAGGGAGCAUCUCAGAAUCCGAGGGCUCGUUCCCCGAGAGUCUAAGCACAGUCUCAGACUCUCCCUUUUCCAUCACCAGCGCCACCAAGCUGGAGGAUUCUUUGCACGCCGGCGACAGCGUCCUACUUGAUGUAAAAACCGAUGAUCCGAUUGGACAAGUUUUUCGGGACUGCAAGAAUGCACAAAAUGACGAACUUCUUAUGGCAACACUUGAAACAGAAGAUCUGUGCGACCCGACAUUGGCGGCGAAAUGCACACCUUGCGAGUUCUCGACAGUACAGAUCCCCAUGGUCCAAGGCGGAUCCAAGUUACCAGGGUCCAACAUCAUUCAUUACUACGAAGAGUAUCAUCCUAGCCAGAUAACGGCGGCAAAGGAAGCUUGGAAGCUCGUCCUGGGCAACGAGUCGAUAUUCCACACAGUCUAUCGCGACCCCCACACUGGAUGCAACUUGCUCCCAAGGCUGCACUGGCGGGAGUUUACCACGACGUCAGUUCGCGCUUACGAUGAGGCUACCACCACAUCGGGCAGUUAUAGCAGAGGAAACGGCAAACCCGAGCUCGCAGUCCCAUCGUGGGAAGGAGUGUGUGACACAAGCGUCUCCAUGGCAGUGCGCUUUACCGUCAUACACCUCGAGACUGCUGCAGAUGGUACUACAAGGAGACGAAGCACGCUCAUCUGGUCUAUUCAUCAUGCCUUGAUUGAUGGUUGGUCUGCUGCCCUGGUGCUCCGCAAAGUAAAAGCGGCCAUGGAGGGCGACACAGUACAGCCAGGGCCAUCCUAUUCGAGCCUUUGUCUUUCGUUGGAAGAGAUGAGAAUGCUGCGCAAGGCUGAAGGUGACGCAUUCUGGGCAUCUAGACAGAGAAAGCUGUCAGCCGGAAGAGAUGAUCUCCUGUUCCCCGCGCCCGAGCCCUCAGAAGAUGGCCAUCAUGAGCGAGGCACAGCGGAAGAGGUUCGAUUCAACUUGCGACGUCACCACACGGAAGAGCUCCGACAAGUGGCGCAGAGCUGCGGCGUCACUUAUGCGACGCUUCUACACGCGGCCUGGGCUAUUUGUCUCAGUCUCUGCACAGACUCGGACAAUGUUAUUAUUGGUACCGUCAUAUCGGGACGCCACCUUUCCCUUCCAGGAGUACUGGAGACCGUCGGACCCACGGUCACAACCCUUCCUCUGCAGGUGGACAUAUGCUGGGAAAUGUCACUGGCAGAGUUUUUCGAUGAUGUGUAUCAUCGCAUGAAGUUGCUUUCUCAGUUCGCUUGGACAACAAUGGAUAACGGUUGUCCUUCCGUUGUUGGACACAUGUUCGCCAUGCAGCCCGACGUCCAGGAACAUGCAGACGGCGGCAACCUACGCCCAUCCUUCACCCGCCAGACGAGUGAUCUCCCUUUAAGUAUCAUUGCGUCUGAUAAUGGAAGUAUCACCAUACAGUACCAUAGCAAACGCUUCUAUUCGCAUCACAUGAAGACACUUUCUCGAAUGUUUCAGCGGGCGUUGGUUGGCAUCUGUCAGACGGACAAGACGCUGCAAAGGCUUGCUGCAACCGUCAUGUCUACGAAAUCCUUGGCUACCUUGCGCUCUAUGGGCAAUUGCAACUCUAGCUCUACCACUAGAGCUUCAAUUACCGACGACCUAGUUACACUCUUUGAGCGUGUGGCCACGACACACCCAUCAGCAAUCGCCGUUGAGCAAGCCGAUGAGACUGUCACGUACUCAGAAUUGCUCGAACUCUCAGGCUUUGUCGCCCAAGCGCUACUGGAUCUUGGGGUGAAGCCAGAAGAGGUUGUUACUGUACAUGCAGACGGCUCGAUCAACUGGAUUGUCUCAAUCUACGGCGUGCUGAGAGCAGGCGCGGUGUACUGCCCUCUGGACGAAGCACACCCGCAAGACUACCGAGAUUCACUGUUCGAAUCUUCAGGUGCACGUGUCUUCUUGGCCACAUCUAGGAGCUGCCCUUCUUCAAUUCCGAAAUUGGCCGUUUCGGUUCUCAAUGUUGAUUCCGUGGUGAAUAAAGUCUGUGAAGCCGUCAAUGAGCCCGCAUUAGACAUGGUGCAAAACUUUCCCCUGCGAACACGCCCGAGGCCGUGGGAUAGAGCAUACCUGAUAUUUACCUCAGGCAGCACAGGAAAACCAAAAGGUGUGAUUUGCUCCCAUCAAGGUCUUGUUGCGUUUCAGUUAGACACCUCUGUUCGUUUAAAGGCCACGGUCGGCGUCCGCGUUGCGCAGAUGAUGUCAGUCGCUUUUGACGGCAGCAUCCACGAACUGUUCUCCGCGCUUUCAUAUGGGGCAACUCUGGUUUUGAAGUCAAAAGAAGAGACUUUCGGCCACCUAAAAAUUGUCGACUCGGCAAUACUGACUCCAUCGGUCGCUUCUGUGCUCCACCCAGGCGAUUUCCCAAGGCUCAAGACGUUGUACCUGGUAGGCGAGCCCGUGCCUCAGAGAGUCUGCGACACCUGGGGGGCUGAAAAGAUUGUGUACAACAUGUACGGCCCUACAGAGGCUACUUGCGGAGCCACUAUUAAGUUGCUCUCACCAGGGAAACCAGUAACUAUUGGAGGGCCUAAUCCAACCACAAGGAUUUACGUCUUGGACCACCGUCAAAGGCUAGCCCCUCCCGGCCGAGUCGGCGAAAUAUAUCUGGCUGGUGUCCAGGUAUCUCAAGGAUAUCUCAACCGACCAGAGCUCAAUGCAAAAUGUUUUUUUCCUGACCCGUUCUGCAGCGGGCUGGGAGAGUUUAUGUACAAAACUGGAGAUCGAGGAUACUGGAGUAAAGAUGGCGAGAUAUGUUUCCUGGGAAGAUCAGACAGAGAGAUGAAGCUUCGAGGAUAUCGCAUACAUCUGGAAUCACUCGAAUCGCAGAUUGCACUGGUCUGCAAGUCGCUGGGGGCUCUUGCUGUGGCUGUCACGCGCCUGGAUGAUGAGCUGGUGUGUAUCGUACAGACCGACAAUACCUGCACCUCCACCGUCAUACAAAAGACCGUUCGCAAAGCGAUUCCAAGUUUUGCAGUGCCCAGGCACAUGUUCAUCAUGGAUGAAAUACCUACCACGCCCACAGGAAAAAUUGACUACAAGGCUGUUGUUGGACUAGCUCGCAGGUGGAUUGAAGAAGAGGAGGCCGAAAAAGUUAUAAAGGAAACUGGAUCCGCCAUGACAGAGACGGAAGCCAUGAUAGUGGCCAUCUGGGAGGAUGUCCUAGAGAACAGCGACAACAGUGGUGCGCUUGAUAUCGGCCCACAUUCAAGUCUGACACAGCUUGGAGGUCAUUCGUUGCAUCAUGUCCGCCUGGCAUCAAGGCUAUCUGCUGCAACUCGCAAGCCUGUGCCGCUGCGGAUGCUCCUGGACCUGCCUGUGCUCCGGGACCUGGCUGCGAGAAUUGACGAGAUAGAUGUGGCACCAAAGUUGCUGGACCGAGAAAAGAUUCAAGAUGCCCUGACCAAAGAUACAUCUUGGGCUAAGCUCUCUGAUCCUUCACCACUGGAGCAGCAGUGGUGGCACAGAUACCGGCACGGUAGCGCAGGGACAUCGUCAUUUACCGUGAGCUACGUGGGGAAAUACGACACCGAGAAAGUCGAUCGAGGCCGAUUAGUUGAUGCCUGGAACACUGUGCUCACGCGUCAUGAGGUCUUCCGAAGACGCUAUCUGCCGGUGCCACACAGCGCGCCCGGAGUGCAACGGCUCGUGCUGCCCUGCGAGUACUCUCCUCGUGUUGAGGUGGUCAAGACAGUAAAUGUUCGGAACGAGCUAAACAGGCCAUUUAGACUCUUUGAUGAGCCUGUCAGGGUCUUCAUUAGUGAUGAAAUGGUAGUUGCGCUAUGGAGUCACAUAAUUUGCGACUACACGACACUCCAACUUGUUCUACGAGAGGUGGCUGCUACAUACGACAACAAACCACUUGGGCCUGUUAUCUCACUGACAGACCAGAUAGAUUCUGAUGGUAUUACUGGACUGUCGGACAUUUCGCAGUCAAAUCUUGCAUUUUGGUCGAACUGCUUGGGACAGGUGAAGGAUGAUCGGCCAGGCUAUUUGGGGAGCAGCUCCCAGCGGACGAGCUACGAUGGCAAGUCAGUGUCGGCUACUGUAUCUCCAUCUCUCUGGCACCGUAUUCAAUCUCAGUGCUCCCUCCAAGGCAUUACCCUGCAGCAAAUAAUGGUGGCAGCAGUGGCUGCGGCGGUCAGUACCCACGAUGAGCUGACUGAAGAAGGCAUCACACUCGGCGUUCCCUUUAUAAAUCGUCAGACGGAGACCGAUACAUACGCCGUUGGGCUUAGGCUGGAGCCACUGCCGAUCCGUGUGCCAUUCGUGGACAGCAGUGCGUCUGAAGCUACCAGCGCCAGAGACAUGUGUUCCCAUGCGUCCCUACGCUCCUACCUCUCCGCGGUCCAAGAUGCCUGUCGGAACUCUCUUUACCACGCCGUUCCGUGGCACCAGCUGCUUGAACACUUGGGAGUUGAUCCACUGGAGCAACUUUCCGAUCACCCGCUAUUUGAUUGCUUGGUGUCAUUCCACGAUGCACGACCUAGCUCGUCUAGCACGCUAUCCAACCCUAGCUCUGUGAGUGAAGGAGGCCCGUGGAGCGUAUCUCCCAUUGGUGAGGGUCCUAGCAUCGAGCCUCAGCUCGUCUGGGGUGAGGGCUCCAAGUUUAGACUCAUGGCUGAGUUUGUAGCCGUUGAUGACAAUACGCUUGUCCUCCGCUUCGAGUACGAUACCGCGUGCUUCGAAGGCGCCUUUGGGGGCACAGGACGCAUCGAGUCAGUCCGGAGGGCUAUACUACAUACUGUUGAUGCUCUCGUGUCGCGGGAUGUUGACGAGACCGGAUCGUUUGAUGCUCUACGUCAGGAUUUGGAUCGGUUGUGGCGGGAAGAGACACGGGCGGGGUUCUGGACUGCGGUCAUGGCAGGAGGGAACGACCUCGACGCGGUCUUACUGAAGGAUCGGAAUUUGGCCUUUCAGACUAGUUUGCUAGACUUGGCCUCUAAAUGA
Messenger RNA from Akanthomyces muscarius, 5034 nucleotides. RefSeq lists its product as uncharacterized. The coding region runs from base 1 to 5034 and encodes 1677 amino acids. Gene Ontology annotation, molecular function: phosphopantetheine binding; catalytic activity. Lineage: Eukaryota; Fungi; Ascomycota; Sordariomycetes; Hypocreales; Cordycipitaceae. Gene Ontology annotation, biological process: amino acid activation for nonribosomal peptide biosynthetic process; secondary metabolite biosynthetic process. Gene Ontology annotation, cellular component: cytoplasm. The record is from RefSeq and is a predicted model, not a curated record. The transcript has a single exon.